GAACCAUAUUUACCUUUACUAACCGUGCGUACCGUACGAGAUGCAGGAGCUACUGAAAGCGGACAAGACUGGACGAGAAAUCACAGGGAAAAACACCGUUUUGGAAAAAGUCACGCCCCUACGUCGUCUCSUCCGAGAGACAAACCCACAACCACAACAGAAGCGACAGCAGUGGGUGCCUGGCUUCUUCCCAAGAGGCUUCUUCCGCGCAACAAUUUUUCCAGAACAACAGCAGCAGGAGCAGCAACAACAAAAAGCAUGAAAUUCCGCUUCAUUCUGCCGUCSUACCUUGUACAGGCCACCGUGUUACUCACCGGGUUCUUUAUCUGCAACCACUUGUUGCUCCUGGGACGGGUCAACAAGGUCAAGACCUGGUACCAGGAUGGACCCAGCGACACAAGCGGGCAGCAGGCAAAAGCCCUGCGCGAGCGGUUCGCCGGCGGAGAAUCACAGCCCCCCGGCGAUUCGGUACCGCCGCCUCCCCCCGCGGACGCCCCGGUGGCGCACAUCGUAACGACCCGACAGGAAGCCUCGCAGCUGGUGACGAACAUCGUAACGACCCGGCAGGAAGCCUCGAAGCUGGUGACGACCCUGGAAACCAUGGACUACACCGAACCCGGGUGCGUUCCGUCCGGGAAAAACAGUCCCUUCGACUUUGCACCCACGACCAAGUACAGGGACUCCGACAAGCUGCCGCAGUGGAUGAAAGGUAUGGCGUGRCUCGCUGCGAACCAUCGUUCGAUCUGGUGGGCCGGGAAACGCCCCGCCCGUUCUUCGCUAUCGCUGGCUUACCGCUUCUUUUCUUCUUUAUCGUCUGUUUCYGUUUGUGCGCACCCGCCCUUUUCUCUGAACACGCGUUCUUGCGUUUUGGGGGUCGGCAUCCAACUUCCUCGGUAUUGAUGGUUUGGUGUUUGCCACAGACUACUUCGAUUGGCACAGGGAACAGACAUCAUCGCUCAACGAAUGUAACUACAAGAACUAUMAAUUUCUUAUUCUAAGGUGCUCCUCUGCAGAGAGAAAAUGCGGAGGAAUUGCGGACAGGCUGAAAUCGAUACCGUUCUUUAUUGCAGCCGGAGCUCGCUACAAACGAAUUUUCCUGAUUCGAUGGUCCCGGCCCACCAAACUAGAAGAAUUCCUUCUUCCGAACGAAAUCAAUUGGUCGGUACCCGACUGGCUACCCGAUAAAGUGGACAAUUUCGAAGAACAUCCGCAGGCUAUGUGGAUUCCGAGUACCAAAAUGAUGUUUAAAGCUUUGAGGAAGUACAGAAGAAUAAUGGUUCUAGAGGGAAUGGUACAGGAUUUUUAUGGAGGAAGCAAGUAUUACAAACGAUUGGWUAUCGAUAUGGACGAUGCACAAGCAUGGGACAAAGAAAAGGAAAAUCAGCUAGGCGACUUUUCGGGAUGGCCGGACUACGAAAUCAUUUUCCGUGACCUUUUUUUCUCGAUUUUCCAACCCGCCCCGCCCAUUGCGAAACUCGUCCAACAGCACUUGGAUUCGGCAAACCUGGUCCGCGGAGAAUUUGCCGCCGCGCAGUACCGAGCAUUUCAUCAUGUCGCGGACGACAAAACGAAAGUAACAGACGCUUUGCUACAAAAAUCAACUAGGAACGCCCUCAACUGUGCCUCUCAGGUUCAACCAGGGGUUCCCAUCUUUUUCGCAAGCGAUUCGCAAGUUGCCGUAAAUGCUGCUCGAUUCAUAAACGAGAAGCAUCCCGACCGUCACAUUGUCACCUUUGACGGCGAUCAGGAGGCGUUGCAUCUAGACAAGAUGAAAACUUGGACGUCGGGAAACGUUUCCGACUUUUAUUCUGCGUUCGUCGAUUUACUCGUAAUGGCAGAAGCGAAAUGCAUCUCGACUGGUCGUGGUGGCUAUUGCCGCUUCGCAAAUAUUUUAUCCAUCGAUCCGACAUGCAUCAUUCGACACGAUAGUGAAAGAAUAAAAAUGAUCAAACGUUGCAAUUGGAACAGUGGCAAGCCAACGGUCCAGGCGGACGAAGUGGAUSCAUGGUAAUUAAUUUGUCCCUAACCACAACCCGAAAGCGGCAAGCCGAAGACAUCCCUUCAAGAAACUGAAAAAGCAUCGACACUACAACAAAACUCAUCGAUCGGUUUUGAACACACGACAACUUGAAUCCUACAUYGGAGGAGAGAUCGGCUUGCGAACCAAACGCACCCAGGGUUCUCUACAUUCGCGUGGCAAACCAAAUUGUUCAACUAUUCAUCCAAUCAAACCUUGAUUCAUGGGUUUGCGCUCAAUUGGCCAGGYUUGCCAUUGCCCUACAAGCUAUUCAUCAAACUAGACCACCGUAGUGGCUCUGUUGGGAUGUUGCUGUAGCUCCGGGCAGUUAUCGUUCUGCUCGUGCCUGUUCUUUCUCGGCAGUUCAAAUUCUCAAAUUAGAUUUUAACUUUUUUGCUAUGAUAGGAGGAUCUCCAUUUUCAUCACCAUAUGGAGGAUCUCCAUUUUCAUCACCAUCUCUUGCUACACUAGUACAGUAUUUUUUAAUUCUGCACUUAGCACUGUAACUGAAGAAAAUCACAAUGGUUCUCUAAGAAAGUUCACGUGCCAUA
Pseudo-nitzschia multistriata is the source of this 2568-nucleotide messenger RNA. Lineage: Eukaryota; Bacillariophyta; Bacillariophyceae; Bacillariales; Bacillariaceae. The record is from the annotation of a GenBank genome assembly.